AUAGAGGAAUUAUAUAAAGAAUUGUGGGGCCAGAGUUCAUCCGUUCAAAUAACCAAGUUUGAAGUGGAGGUACCACAACCCGACUUUUACAGAGAUCCUGAAUACCGUGAGGCUACAGCCCGAGCACCAGUUUCCCCAUUCCAGCUUACCGCAAUAUCCCAGAAGAAAAUCUCCAAAAGGUACUUCAAAGUCAAAACCACAAGGUCAUUAGCCGCGGUGACAAUAGAUUUUAUUCUCCGUCAUGAAUAUCUUCGAAUUGAAGAGGUCCUGGAAGAUGCCCAAUCUGCGAAGUGGGCAAAUGAAAAAGGUGAAAGGCUUUCAUAUAGAGGCGUUCCGCUAGACUAUAAAGUAUCCGGGCAACCGGGCUCUGGUAUGAACCGGGUUUCCUAAUAAUGUCCUCACGACUGCUAAUAUUGAAAAGGCAAAACAACCUUCCUUGUGUACCUCCUUGUGAAGCGACUUGUCACUUGUCGCCCUACCAUAUAUCGUGUUUCGGAUGAAGACUGUUACUCUUUCGACGAAAUCCAUCGGGGCCGGCGUGUAAAUAGCCGCGAAUUGUUCAAUCUCGGAAAUAUAACGAAGCGCAACCUGUUGAACCGGGGAUCUUUCCUAUUGCUAUUUACCACUGAGUGAUGUUUUAUUUCCUUUUUCCUUUCUCGCUUUUCUCUCCGCUCCUAAUCCCUUCUUGGUAUACUUCAAGGGAUAUCUACAUUCUGCCGACGGUGGAACAUUGCUCCUUUUCCAUUGGACCUAAUGCGCAACCUUUAGGUUCUUCCGACCCGGAUGAACAACAUCUCCGGUUUGUUUAUUUGUCUAUUUUUGUGUUUCUUCUUUCAAGAUAUAUAAGGUACUACUUUCGCAUUUAGUUCAAUUCACUAAGUUGGAAAACUCGUACACUUUUAUACCUCAUUCAGAUUGCGACUACCAUCCCUCGAAACACAACCUUUGGAUCUUAACCGACGCGCCCCUUACUGAUCCCAACUGGAAUAGUCGAUGGCAUAGCUGGUUUAUCAUCCUUGCUUCAUCAGAGAAAAAGGUUGAUGCUUCCUGGGACUGGGUGAAAGCAAGAAAUCCCGGUGAAACUUUUAUGAAUAAUUGGGAAUGGGAUGAGAUAUAUGCUGCUUUCACGUAAAGUCUCUUUCUGAUCACAAUAGGAAUGUUUAUACUAAUCAUCUAAUAUACAGUUGCACCUCGCUAACCCGGAUGGCCAAAAUUCGAGGAAUUUGUCCGGUACAGCGAGGGAUCCGGGACAGCGGGUGAGGUUUUGGUGGAAAGAAAUUCAGAGUUCACCAAGAUUCAUACGGGACAGCGAGGGAUCCAGAUUAUCGAGGUCCGGGAUAGCGAGGUGUGACUGUACAACAGUCUUGACCGAACCGAUCCUACCCCUGCAGAAAUCCAAACCCUUUAUACCACCUUCAUAUGUUUAGGCCCAAUUGCUCGCACCUGCCUACUGAGUGUUCCCGCAGAACUCGGUACCACCCAAUAUGAUCAGAAAUUCUCAGCCUAUGUUCAGACUAUCGAUAUUGAAAUCCAAUAGGCAUUGUCUCAAUACAAAUUCGGUUCCCUGUCGAGUGCUGUGGGAUGUUUCAAAACGCACAAGAUUCUUCUAAUGCAUCCCUGCCGCGAGAACACCAGCUACAAGCAGGAAAUUAUGACUCAGUAGAUAGCCUGCCGAAUACUUAGUCAGGCAAACAUCGGUGUAAAAGAGCGAGGUUAUAAGAUAUUCCAAUCUCUUUGCCAGCAACCCACUCUGAGAACAUCAGCCGGGUGGUUCUUUGAGGCCUAUGCCCAUGACUGGUUGCGAAAGGGGGGGGGAUUCGAAGCAGACUGGCUUUCUCUCCAUGAUCCUCCCCAAGUACUGCGAUUUAAUAUCAAGUCCACUAGCCCCACCGAAGCCUGGUACUUUACGACGUGCAGUGAUCUGGGAAGGCAGCUCCAGGAUACCGGGAGUAAAGGAGUAGAACCUGGCCUGAUCGGGACAUAUUUUCAGCCUCGGUGCCGGACUCAGGAAUCGUUUGAUAGCCUAGUAGUGAUCAGUACUCGGACACUGAUCCUCUUUCAGAUAACCAUGGCAUUGUCACACGAAAUAAAAGUGGAUGGAGUCCGUGCUGUUCUGCUAGCAUUACCGAAGACCAUUAAAAAUGUCUUCGUUGUUUUUACUGUGCCCGAGGACCGUGUGGACAAUUACAAAUUGCCCCAAAAGGCUCCGGCAGAUGAGGACCUUACCUUUGGCACAUACAAGUACACGGUCCAGCAAUUUCGGCUCGUAUUC
Tuber aestivum (summer truffle) is the source of this 2272-nucleotide messenger RNA. The record is from the annotation of a GenBank genome assembly. NCBI's taxonomy places the organism in Eukaryota, Fungi, Ascomycota, Pezizomycetes, Pezizales, Tuberaceae.